AUGGCCGUAACAGCGAUGAGCAUGAAAGACAGACCAUCACCCAUCACCCUGGUCCUCUACAUGCUGUAUGUGUCCGGCCGAUGCGCCGUCACCCAGAGCGCCCCGGAGCCCGGCAGCUUCCCCCCUCACCUCCUCCCCCCACUCCUCCGCCACCACGCCCGCCAGCCCCACCUCCGCCACCACGCCCGCCCUCCCCACCACCCCCCGCACCAGGAGGCGGGGCUACACGCUGCCCAGGUGACGCCCUGCACCUGCCCCCUGUUCUCCUGCCAGUGGGAAGGCCACCUGGAGGUGGUGGUGCCCCACCUGCGGCAGAUGCACAGGGUGGACAUCCUCCAGGGGGCCGAGAUCGUCUUCCUGGCCACGGACAUGCACCUCCCGGCACCGGCCGACUGGAUCAUCGUGCACUCCUGCCUCGGCCACCACUUUCUGCUGGUGCUUAGGAAGCGGGAGAGGCACGCAGGGCACCCCCAGUUCUUCGCCACCAUGAUGCUCAUCGGGACCCCCACCCAGGCCGACUGCUUCACCUACCGCCUGGAGCUCAACAGAAACCACCGGCGUCUCAAGUGGGAGGCCACCCCCAGGUCUGUGCUGGAGUGCGUGGACUCGGUGAUCACUGACGGGGACUGCCUCGUCCUCAACACCUCGCUGGCCCAGCUCUUCUCCGACAACGGCAGCCUUGCCAUCGGGAUUGCCAUCACUGCGGCGACGGAGGUCUGCUCCUCGGAAGCUGAGAUGUGA
Molecule: messenger RNA, 741 nt
Organism: Orcinus orca (killer whale)
Lineage: Eukaryota; Metazoa; Chordata; Mammalia; Artiodactyla; Delphinidae
Gene: SIAH3
Product: siah E3 ubiquitin protein ligase family member 3
Exons: 2
Coding region: 1-741 (246 amino acids)
Biological process (GO): multicellular organism development; proteasome-mediated ubiquitin-dependent protein catabolic process
Cellular component (GO): cytoplasm
Molecular function (GO): ubiquitin protein ligase activity; ubiquitin conjugating enzyme binding
Source: RefSeq, a predicted model, not a curated record